Molecule: messenger RNA, 28719 nt
Organism: Coregonus sp. 'balchen'
Lineage: Eukaryota; Metazoa; Chordata; Actinopteri; Salmoniformes; Salmonidae
Source: the annotation of a GenBank genome assembly
GGUCACUUCGACGGCGGCACUUCCGGUCGGCAUUUUGUUCUGCGAGAGGAGUCUCACCGCAACAAUCGUCAUAUUUUUUUCCACAUACAGGCGAAAUUGGCCACAGUUUUAUCCAUGUCGGUUUAGACCGACAGAAACUCCACCGAACGAAUGUUUCCCAAUAUACUUCCGUUCAAACAUUUACCCGCGUAUGACGGAAGAAAGAAUCUGCCCAACCCAGAUUAUUGUUGACUGCUAGUUUAGCUGGACAGCUAACGUUAGCUGGCAAGUCAAGAACGGAGUUCUGUUGGAGGAGCAGCGAGAGAGAAGAAAGGGGGAGCUAGAGAGACACAGACCAGGACAACCUAGCGUAGCUAAAAUCACAAGGUAAAUGUAGAUGUUGUAAACUAUGAACAAUGUUUGAUGUUUAAAAAACCAAUUCUCAAACAAAAGUCGCGUUGUUUGUUCACGGAGUUCGCUAGCUAGCUAGCUAACUGACGUAGCCAGUUAACGUUAGCUAGCGUCUCUUGUCAUGUUUAUCAUUACAGCUUCCUAGCAUGCUACUGUACGUUUUGCUCGCUGGGUAGGUAGGCCUCGAGCCCGAGUACUAGGUAGUUAACUAGCUAGCUAUCGUUAUACCCGAAUGAUCAAAUCGCUUGUCUGGUAAGAUAGUGAACUAUGUCGAGAUACUAGGCCAGCGCAACGGCCAAAUGGUUAACAAACUAGCUAGUUAGCUAGUAAGGACUUUACUGAUGUUAUGUUUAGCUAACUAGCUAAAUACGUUAGCUAAAGUUAGCGUAGUUGAUAAACGUAGCGAAUAACUAACUGCUAACCAAAAUAGCACCGACUAUCGUUUGCUAAAUAGCUAGCAAACGUUAAUCCGACCUGCCUCAAGUAAGGAUAAAUAGCUAACUAGUUAGCUAGGCUAACGUAAUCUAACCCGAUUAUUUAAUUGAUUAGCUAGCUAGAUAGUUGACUAACGAUAGAUCAACAACAUUGAGUUGGAUAAUAUUUUGGGGGUUGGUUAGCGUUAGAACAGAUAACGUUAACUUAGCUAGUUAGCUAACGUAAAAUAUGUUAAAUACUGAGGAUGAUUUUAUUUAGCCACUCAGACAUGUUUUCAAUGCGUAACGUUAGCUAACGUUACUCCUUUAUAAAGUUCACCUUUGAAAUGUGUGCAAUUAGCUAGCUACUAGUAAGUUAGUUUGAUAGCCAAUGUUUGGUGAACAUCAGCCAACGCGGUACUGUUAGCUAGUUAUCUAUCAUUCAUAAACAUGACAUAUUGAGCGAAAAUAUGUCCAUUGAUUUUGUUAUAGUUUUCAUGCAUAACUAAAAAUCCCCUUAAGUUUUUCAAGCACUAUUGCGUGUUCACGUAAUAUUGAUGAUGACACCUCUUCCCCCCACCCCCCCCAUCACCACUGUGCAUCUGUUCCUUUGUGCUCUGGUCUGUCAGUCUCCCAGCUGUCAGUAAUAUGGCAGGUUACUGAUGACUGUCACACUGUGUGUGUAGGGAAGCUAGGAGCAAAUAGUGUUUAUUUUUAGUGUGAUUUCAAUAUUACGCUAUCAAAAAUAUUUGUUUCAGUCAAAUCAUGUCAGUAUCUUCUUAGGCUUUACCAAACAUUAUUUUCUUAGAAUAAAUGUUUCGAGUUUGAAAACAAGCUUUCUAAAUCCAAAAUCCCUCAAGAAACAGUGUUGGACCAAAUAAAUAAUAUAUUAAAUUAAGUCAAGGAGGAGCCCAGAGAUAUUCCCUACUGUUAUUGUGGAUGAAUCAUGACAGAUAGUUUGGUAGUGCAGCACAAUCCUGGACUCCAGUAGAUGUGACUUCAGUUCUAGAUCUACUUUUCGAAGUAAGAAAAAGCUUAAUAGAUUUAGCAUAGUCUGUUUGUAAAUAGACAAAUCAGUGAUGUGUUGCAUUUGUUUUGGUCUGAUGGGUUUCUCAGCUCUGGACUGUGAAUGCUUUGAUGAGUGGGUGGCAUUAUGACUCAACACCUGAGCUAACAUUGGGCCAUUCAUUGAGCUGUUCUGUUGAUAAUGAGAAGGCCAUGUGUUGUUGUGAUUAGAAUGUAGCCUAUGACUGCAGUUUAUUAGCAAACACAGCCAAAAUUCCCACCAACACCACACUUAAAGAUAUAGAUACAUUUUACCACUAUUAGUUUUAACAUGAACUGCAACAUAAUGCCAAGUAGGAGUUUUGGAACUAGUUUUACAUUUAAAUCACUAUAAUUUUUAAGCUGCAUUUUUCAAUACAUUUUUCUAUAAAAUGUUAUUCCUAUUUUUUCCCCACAGACUUGAGGACUUCUUCCUGAAAUGUCCUUGGUUUCAAUCCAGACAGAACAGUGCCCUACAGAAAGGUAUUUCAAAUGGACUGCAUUGAUACGGGUUGGGAGUCAUACGUGUGGUCUAUUUCUCGUUUUGGGUUUAGGAUUAUGUUUUUCAGCCUCUCCUGUGUUUUGAAGUAGCCUACAGUGAAUCCCUCUUGUCUUUUUCUCUACCAGGACAAAGGAGAUGUGAGUACUGGUCUGGCGGCUGCGACGCUGAGCAACCUGUGUAUCGCCACACUGCCCCGCCCCCACCUUCAGCAUGAAUGGGGAUAUGCCUCAUGUUCCCAUCACCACUCUCGCUGGGAUUGCUAGCCUUACAGACUGUAAGUCCUCCUGCUCUAUUUCACUUCCACAUAGAAUGUACCACAAUAUUAGUCAUUUCCAGCUGAAACGGCAUGUGGUGAACGGUCUUCUUUCUCUGUUGCAGUGUUGAAUCAGCUGCCCCUGCCGUCUCCUCUCCCAGCCACCACCACCAAAAGCCUGCUGUACAAUGGGAGGAUCGCAGAGGAGGUCAACUGCCUGCUGGCCUGCCGGGACGAGAACCUGGUCUCCCAGCUGGCCCACGGUCUUAACCAGGUUUCCACAGAGCACAUGUGAGUAUUCAACUCUGAGUCAUUAAUUGUUGAACGAUGCACAUAUUUUGUCUGUUUUUCUGUGAGCACACGUUUGACAUGACCCUCUGCCUUGCCCCCACAGAGAGCUGAAGGACAACCUGGGCAGUGAUGAGCCAGAGGGCGACGUGCCGGCGCUGCUGCAGACAGUACUGUCCAGGAACCCUGGGAUCUUCAGGGAGAAAAGUACGCACACACUUUGAAGGGCACUUUGUUUUGGAAACAAAGCUUACUCGAAACAAACUGAAGACAGCCAGCUGAUAUGGAUUGAGUGAGCAAGGAAAGAAGACAAACCUUGCCCUCAAUCUUAAUGUGAAAGGCUAAUUGGGUGCUUGCUUCAGCUGUGCCAUUUACUGUUAGGGGAAAGCUGUCUUUUUCGUAUCUUUAUUUUCUUCAACAAAUCAAUUUCCUCUUUCUAAAUCGUUAUGGACGCUGUCGAUAGACUAAUGGAUUAAAGCUGCAAUAUGUCACUUUUUUGGGCGACCUGACCAAAUUCACAGAAAUGUGAGUUAUAGAUCUUCAUUAUCAUUGAAAGCAAGUAUUUCUAUGCGUCGCGUUCUUAAAUGUCAGUUUUCUGGCUUUUACUUUCAGUUUUGUACACCAGCUUGAAACAGCUGAAAAUACAAUGUUUUGGGUUAUGGAAAAUAUAUUUCACAGCAGUUUAGAUGAUACAGUGAUUCUCUACAGUAUACUUGAUUGUUUCGUCACAUUAACUGAAAUUAGGCAAACUAUUUGAAUUUUAGGAACCAGGAAAUGGCGGAAUGAUUUCUGCAUAGUGCACCUUUCAUUUACUAUUCAAACUCACCCUUAGUAGCUGCUGGUUGUCGACGCUGGAUGUACCAAUCUGUAAGAGGAACUGGGUGUAGAAAUGUUGCCUUUAGUAUAGCUCAUCAAGACCUUUUCUUCAGGGGCAAUUUGCGUUUUAUACCCAAAACCCUACACACUGACUGGACCAUUGAGCUCUUAGUUCACGUUACUUGGAUACUUAGAAUUCAAUCGUAUUGUCUCAAAUUAACUGGUGUCUUAACUAUUUAUUUGGGUUUAUUUGUUGUCCUUUUUGUUUGCAGAUAUCUUGCAGCAGCCGAUGAUGCAACAAUACAAACCAAUACAGAAUUCCAUGCGUGGCAGUCCAGCCCAGUCAGCAAACUUUCAGCAGGCUUCAAUGUCUCCCAAUCCAUCCAGGUGAGUGAUGUCUCUACAUUGGCGAUUGUUAUCUUGGAUCCUAUUCCAAUGGUUUUCCCCCCCAACAUGCCACAGACCUCUGAUAUAUCCUAGCAAAUGACAUUCAAUAGAAUCUGAUGUUCGGGCAUGUUUUAGGUUGUCUUCGGAUAACUAGCGAAUAUCUGGUCAUAAAAUACACUGGCACACCAUCUGAACCUGAUCUCCUGUCUCCUGUCUCCUGAUCUCCUGGUCUCCUGUCUCCUGGUCUCCUGUCUCCCAUGGCAGCCGGGGAUUUGUCUCCCCACAAUCGAGCUCAGGGAGUCGGUUCAUCCCCCAGCAGAACAGCCCUGUGCCCAGCCCGUACACUCCCCAGAGCCCAGCCGGGUUCAUGCAGUACCCCCAACCGCCCAGCUACAAUCAGCACCAACAGAUACAGCAAGGUAAGCCUCCUGUGUGUGUUUGGGGGGAUUAAACACCAUUGUUCAGACAGUUGAUUGUAUGCUGUUAGUAAAUGUGACUGUAAGCCACAAUAAAUGCACCGAUAAUUGAUACACGAACAAAGAAGACUCAAAAAUAGUUCAUUUGAAUGUAAUUCCGUCAUAACAACACAGUUGAGUGAUUGAACUGUCACUUGUGUACUGUAGUGUCUGUAGCCAGCCCCAUGGUCCCCGGGGGCAUGAGGAACAUCCAUGAGAGCAAGGGACAGAUGACCAACGCUGCCCACCACCACCCAGACAGACAGGAGGACUACAUGAGUAUAGUCCACAGACUGGGGAACGAGGUACCGCCUGCACUAGAUCCUGAAUGAAUACUAAUGGGGGCAUAAUUUUACCCCACAUUUCUGACUAAAUGUUAGAGGGCACUUUUAUAGUCCACAAAAAAAAAAGAACUUCAUACAGAUUUCCUCAUGAAGUCAUGCCCUGUCACUCACUCUGUCGUCUUCAUCUGCAGGAGAGUGACCCCUCCAUGAGAAACGCCUCGUUCCCUCUGAGGUCGCCUCAGCCUGGGUGCUCGCCCGCGGGAAGCGAAGGAACCCCCAAAGGUACGCAGGGACAGGCUCCAACUCCUUCCUUGGCAGCCCAACUCCCUUUCAUGCUAUUUACCACACCUCCAGAUUCUCAGUUGCGAUGCCUGAUGCCUUUUCUUGUUUCUUACAGCCGUGCACCCUUCAUUUCAAAUUUAAUUGCAUAAAUGUGAGCAGGACAUUAUUUUCUUGUCUUGUUUGCCAUAGCGUGUUUUUUCACCUGGGCUCACUUUGUCUUUUCAGCUGGCUCGAGGCCGCCACUCAUCCAUCAGUCUCCUCUGCCGUACGCGUCUCCCCGGGAAGGCCCUCCAGACCUGCUGCUGGAGUCUCCCGACCAGAGGAAGAAACAGCAGAAGAAGAAGCUGGGGGGCAAAGAGGACAAAGAUGCGUACGACAUCGUCACCUCGCCCUCCAAGGACACCACCAAGCUGACGCUGAAGCUGUCACGGGUGAAGUUGGAGGAGGAGGACCCCUCGGGUGAGCUGCUGCCAGUCAUGAUGGACCAGAAUUCUGACCUAGAGGGCGAGCUUGCCUACCAGCAGGUCCCUGUGCUGCAGAACAUGGGGGCCACUAAGGGGCAGGAGGGCCCCCUCUCAUCGCCUUUUGAUGAGGCGGAGCUGGACGCCCUGGCGGAGAUUGAGAGGAUAGAGCGCGAGUCAGCCAGUGAGAGGGAGCGCUGCUCCAAAGAGGUGCAGGAUAAAGGUGUGUAUACUACCAGAAACCCCCCACCCUCUAAAGUACUUUUAUAGAGUAACAGUAGACCCUACAUCUAAUAGCUUUCAGAGAUCUCUAAGAGGAGCUAUCGCACCUUAAAAUGCAUGGGAGUGUAUUUGUCAGUUUAUUUGAGUAUAUUCAAAUGCAUUCCCAGUGUAUUUCCAAAAUACAUUCCAAUAUCAACUACUUGUCUUUUCAAAUAAAAUUAUUUAUUCUAGUUGACUUCGUCUCAUAGAUUUGCUUCAGUGCUAUUUAUCUAACGUUAUGCACAUUUCCUCCAUUUGUUUCUGACUGUUCUGUUUGUUUCAAGUAUUGUAUUUCUGGGGAUUUUGUAGUUUAAUGGAGUUGUGUACCUGUGAUUGUUCGUUUCCAGACAAGCCCCUGAAGAAGCGAAAGCAAGACUCGUUUCCACUGGAGCCCGGAGCAGGGGGCACCGCAGGCACCACCGGUGCGCCAGGCAGCGGAGGAGGGGGCAAUGCAGGCAAACUGACCCCCCAGGAGGCUACAGCGGCAGGAAACGGAGCUAGCAGACCAGCCCUCAUGGUCAGCAUCGACCUGCAACAGGCGGGCCGGGCCGACGGCCAGCUUGACCCUUGCAUGGCUGCUCCCAAUCCCGGCCCUGGAGGCCCAACGCUGGCCAGAGGAGCCUGCCGAGGGCCCUGCAGCCGAGGGAUCCGACACGGCCGGGGUGCUCCGGUUCAAAGCUGACGAUCGACCCGAGGUCAUCAAGAACAGCAUGGACAAACACGACAACCACCGUGAGCCGUCCAGGCACCGGCAUGACGGAAAGCAAGACCGGCGCCCUGACACACCUAAGUCCUCGAGCAGAGAGCACGAGCGGGACCGAGACAGAGACCGGGAGAGGCGGCAUAGGAAUGAAGACAGGCGCUCGCCAGAGGAGCGCUACCGGCCGGACAGCCCCAGGGUCAAACAGGAGGGCAGAGGAGGUGGCUUUGACCCCAGCGGGCGGCCGCGCAGCGACAGACCCGGCUUCAGGUCCCCCAGCGGAGGAGAGGCGGCCAGAAACCGCCCAGACGGACACAAACAGCAACAGCCUGAGAGCAAGUCAGAAGAGUUCCCUGCUUACCUGCUGGGGGGGCAAGGGUCUGGGGGUCUGAAGAACUUUGUGAUCCCCAAGAUGAAGCGGGACGGCGGGGCUGUGGACGUGGCAGAAGGCUGGGGCCAACCCCGGGUCAAGCUGGAGCGGCUGGGGGUUCGGGGGCUAGUGGAUCACAUAAGUAAGAGGCCCAAGCCUGUGGUGGUGCUGCAGAAGCUCUCCUUUGAUGAGGUGCAGAGGAUCAUCAGGGUCAAGGACCGGCACAGCUCCAAGUCUGGCAAGAACAGGCUCCUCUCAGGAAAGUCGGACAAAGGUAAGAUGGCUGCACUAGUGCACUCAUUCUCUCAAUGUGAUCACCAUGUUUGAAUAUUUUAAACUCUGAUACAGGUGAAUAAUAACCUGUAGUCAACACAUCUACUGGUUAAAGGAAUUCAGACUUAGCUUUGAGGUUAUUCAGGGAAUUACUUGCACGUCGACGAGCUAUGGCUUGUCCCCUGCCAGCCUCUUCUACAAUAAGACCCUAUGACACCGUCUCCCUGCAGGUGGACUAGACCAGUCGGUGCUGAACGAGCUGCCUCCUGAGCUGCUGGCGGAGAUGGAGUCCACCAUGCCGCUGUGCGAGAGGGUGAAGAUGAACAAGCGCAAGCGAAGCACGGUCAAAGAGAAGCCCAAGUACACCGAGGUCGACUCAGACGACGAUUCCAACGGGGAAUGUGAGUAAACUACAGACAAUAUAAUGGUCCAGUCUCAGUCAGGUUUCUCAGUCAACAACACCCUCUAUAUAGAAUAGUCCAUAGUGACUCUUGAGUAAGCUGUACUGAGUUGACGGUGUGUGUCUGUCUGUCCACAGCUGCCAGGAAGCGCCAGAGGAAGGACCGGGGGGACAAGGCCUGGGAGUAUGAACCGGAGCGGGAGAGGAGGGGCUCUGGGGAGCAUAGGCGGAGUGGGGGCAGGGGCUUCCAAGAGGGACGCAGAGGCUCAGGCAGCCGCUACCGGGACUCUUCUGAUGAGGAGUCGCCCCCACCCAGCAUGAGCGACAGUGAGUUUCCCUCUCUCCAACCUGCAUUGACUGACUUAUGACUGCCAGUUUAGCUAUUUGUAAUUCUUAAAUACACUGUCCCAUACGCUUGUGGAAUACAGUAGGAGCUGUAUUCUCCCAUCAUGCAGUGCGUAGUAGCUUAUGAUGACGCGCUGCAAAAUAAGUGAGCUGGGGCAGAGGGGAAUAGGCGACGCGUUGUCUAGCUAGCUAGCUGGAUUCACUGUAGCUAGGUAGCUAAUACAAUCCCCAGCUACCCGCUUCGGAUAGCUAACUAGCUAGCUAGCGACGAUGCUAUCACCAGCCAAGCACUGCUAGCUAGUUAGCAAGUUGGACAGCAUUACACAUAGCCUACUACAUGGCAUAAUAUCUUUGUUGGUUUGCUAGAAGUAGCUAUCUAUUCCAUCUCCUCAUACUCGUAUUAGAAAUUGUAUCCUUUUUAUCACACUUGAUACUCUUAAUCGGAUUUACUCGUGAUCGGAAAAAACUGCGCUUUUAAAUCCCGGUAAAGCCUAUUCCUCAAGUGCACGUUACUGCGCUAUCACUCAGAGCGCAUCGUUAUGUUCCUUCACUCAUUCACACACAUUGUUCAAAGGUAAACGACCCCGACAGAUGAAAAUGCACAUGAUUUACUUACUUAGUCCUAUUCCAUUAUAAACGAAUAAUAAAGACUAAAGGCUAAUAUAGAGCCUAAUUCUUGGCUGGCUAUUACAGCCUGCAUUUAUUCCAGACAGAUUUAGAUGAAGGUAGGCUAAUUCUCUUGCCCCCAUAUAUUUGUUUCACUUUCGAGAGGAGCCAAACUUUUCUCUCCCGACACGUAUGCUACAGCAUUUGUACAAUCAAAAUAAACGUUCUACAUUUGUCAUUUUAUUUUCUAAUGAUCUGUCGCUUGGUAAACAUGCCUGGGCGAGAAUAAAUAAUAAUAGCAAGCAAGCAUGGGCUUGGAUCACGGCAUAACGACAGACGUCGUUAGCGAUGGUGUAAUUAUACGGGCAGACAAAGUAGCCUAAACAACACCUAGACGGACCAAAACAACCAUAUUUUACAUUUUACAUUUUAGUCAUUUAGCAGACGCUCUUAUCCAGAGCGACUUACAGUUAGUGAAUACAUAUUUUUUUAAAAUACUUGCCCCCCGUGGGAAUCAAACCCACAACCCUGGCAUUGCAAACGCCAUGCUCUAUCAACUGAGCUACAUCCCUGCCGGCCAUUCCCUCCCCUACCCUGGACGACGCUGGGCCAAUUGUGCGCCGCCCAUGAGUCUCCCGGUCGCGGCCGGCUGCGACAGAGCCUGGAUUCGAACCAGGAUCUCUAGUGGCACAGUUAGCACUGCGAUGCAGUGCCUUAGACCACUGCGCCACUCAGCAAAGUCCACGGGAAAUAACUAGAUUGAACAACAAUAACUAGCUACGGAUUCUGAUUCACACACAAUGUUUGGAGAAGGGCUGACUUGUGCCCUGAGACGAAUUACUGUGAGUGAAACAGAGUGUCGUGUCUCUGUUUGGGCAAAUGAGAGCAGAGGGAGAGUGCCUUGUUCUAAUCCAGUCGUUGCAGCAGGCUCAACCGAUACCCCGCCCAUUUUUUUUUACAGACGGAAGAACUAGCCAGUAGUUGUUUAGAGCACGCUGUUUGUGCACUGGCAGCUGAAUAUUACUUUUUUUCCGGUGACAGAUAAUUACAAAAAAGACAUGUCAUAAUCGCAUUUGGAAAAUGUUCCUUAACCGUUAUGAUACUCGUUUUGUCUGAGGUACUUUGCACUCCCCUACUAUCUAUGUUCCUCCUUGUUCUCCAGGCAGGCAGCUGUUUAGCACGGUGCUUGGCUUGUGCUAAUUUGCCACAUCAUUUUAGUUGCAAGCAAGCCACAUAGUCCAGCCAAAGGUAGCUAGCUAGCUACUGCCUAUAAGCCAGCCCGCAAGUUUGUUGAAACGUGAAAUAUAGCCAGCUGUCCUUCUAGCGUCGAACUGAUUUACACAUUAACUACAUUUUAAUAACUUAUAGACAUUUCAUGUUACAUUAGGUUGAUCAAGGGACAUAACUUGCUAACUGUAGGCUACAUAGUUAGCUACUGUAGCUAGCUAGAUUUAUGACUAAGCUUAAACUUGUAGGUAUGCGCUUCAGUGAACAUAAAAAAAUAACGUUUGUUCAGGAUUUCUAAAGACAUGACUCUGGAAAGAGAAAAACCAGGACCUCUAUACCAGGCGGUGUCAGAGGAAGGCCCUCAAAAUUGUCAAAGACUCCAGCCACCCUAGUCAUAGACUGUUCUCUCUGCUACUGCACGGCAAGCGGUACCGGAGUGCCAAGUCUAGGUCCAAAAGACUUCUCAACAGCUUCUACCCCCAAGCCAUAAGACUCCUGAACAGCUAAUCAUGGCUACCCGGACUAUUUGCACUGCCCCCCCACACCAUCCUUUUUACGCUGCUGCUACUCUGUUAAGUAUUUAUGCAUAGUCACUUUAACUCUACCCACAUGUACAUAUUACCUCAACUACCUCAACUAGCCGGUGCCCCCGCACAUUGACUCUGCAACGGUACCUCCCUGUAUAUAUAGCCUCCCUACUGUCACUUUAUUUUACUUCUGCUCUUUUUUUCUCAACACUUUUUUUUGUUUAAAAUAAAUGCACUGUUGGUUAAGGGCUGUAAGUAAGCAUUUCACUGUAAUGUCUGCACCUGUUGUAUUCGGCGCAUGUGACCAAUAAAAUUUGAUUUGAUUUGAAAUGUUUGUACAACAUUUGGACGCUGACAGUAACGUUACCUAGCUAUCAGCCAGCCGCAGUCUAGGCUGACCGUGGCCCUUCCCAGAGAGAGAGAGAGCAUUGCAUUGCAUUAUAACGACGAAAUUAAACGUUCAUGUUCACAAAAAUAUUGUUUUCACAUACAAUUAUUUGCAUUAUUUACCAUUGAUAAUCAUAGGAAUUGGUUUUGUCUGAAUGGUUCUUUGAUAUGGUCAGAGCAUUAACAUUGUUGAGGGUCUUUUAUUAACUAAAUAUUGUUUGAAAUGAAAUGAUGCUCUUUCUAUCUCUUUCAGUUGCCAGGCAGAUGAAGAAAAAAGAGAAGCAGAAAAAGAGGAAAGCGUAUGAGCCCAAGCUCACUCACGAGGGUAAAUGUUCAGUUGUUUUCCAUUUGAUUGCCGCUAUCAUGCCAUACGACGAGUAAUGAUGAUGACAGAUGACAUUUACUUUCUGCCUUUCAGAACUGAUGGACUCGUCCACAUUCAAAAGAUUCUCCUCCAGCGUUGACAACAUCCUAGAGAAUCUGGAGGAUGUGGACUUCACGCAAAUGGGUAAGUUACAUCUAUUUGCUGUUUCUCUGUUGUUAAUCUAACUUAAUGACCCUAGCCAGUUCCCUGAGUGUAGAGCGCUAUAUAUUUAAACCCCCCCCCCCCCCCCCCCCCCCUCUCUGAUCCUCCAUCAUUAGACGACGAUGAAAUCCCACAGGAGCUGCUACUGGGUAAACAGCAGCUGAAUGAGCUGGGCAGCGAGUCGGCCAAGAUCAAGGCCAUGGGCAUCACCUGCAGGGUAGGCCUUUUCAACUUGGCAUGUUCAUGAAUUCAUGGCCCUGUUCUCGAAUACCUUUUCAAAUGUAUCUCUCUUCCUUGGAUCUCUUCCUUGAAAUCGAUUGAUUCACAGAUACCGUCCGAUAAGCUGGUGAAGGUACUGAAUAUCCUGGAGAAAAACAUCCAGGAUGGGGCCAGGCUCUCGACCCUCAUGAACCACGUGAGUGUCUUCUGUGGUCCUCUGUAGCUCAGCUGGUAGAGCACGGCGCUUGAAACGCCAAGGUAGUGGGUUCGAUCCCCGGGACCACCCAUACACACAAAUGUAUGCACGCAUGACUGUAAGUCGCUUUGGAUAAAAGCGUCUGCUAAAUGGCAUAUUAUUAUUAUUAUUAUUAUUAUUCCCACACUACUACAUUACUACUUUGGGGAUCAUUUGUUCUCCACUAGCGAUAAGCCUAUACUUUGUAGCCAUUUUGUUGUGAUCGGUGGAACUCUGCCCCUCUCUGCUCACACGCAGGACAACGACGAGGAUGAGGAGAAGCUGUGGCGUGACCUCAUCAUGGAGCGUGUGACCAAGUCGGCCGACGCCUGCCUAACGGCCCUCAACAUCAUGACGUCCGCCCACAUGCCCAAGGCGGUGUACAUCGAGGAUGUGAUCGAGAGGGUCCUCCAGUACACCAAGUUCCACCUGCAGAACACCCUCUACCCCCAGUAUGAUCCUGUCUAUCGGGUGGAUCCUCAUGGAGGUCAGCUAUCUUUAUAACCCCAAUUACCCCACACAUAACACACACACACACGUUCGUCUGAAACGCCAUCACCAAUUUCCUCACCCAUUAUGCCUUUCUCGUGACAACUACGUAGUCGUAGAUAAUGUGUUUUGCUGUUCACAAACAGCCUGUGGGUGACAUUGAAUGGAAUUGUUUUCCAUUCGAUUUUCGAUCGCAAAUCAGUCGUACAUUUACGAGAUGUACAUUUGAACACCAGAGGAUGAACACAUGAAAAUAUGAAUGAAAACACUUAUUUCCGAAGUGGUCUAUUAUUGGGAUGCAAUUUGUUCAAGACGGCAACGCAUCACACUCUCGUUCCCCGCAACAGGUGGCCUGCUGAGCUCCAAGGCCAAGCGGGCCAAAUGCUCCACCCACAAGCAGCGGGUCAUUGUCAUGCUGUACAACAAGGUGUGCGACAUGGUCAGCAACAUCUCUGAGCUACUGGAGAUCCAGCUGCUCACCGACACCACCAUCCUCCAGGUAGCUCCUCCUCUUUUCUCCUUUUUAGAUCAUUGCAUUCAUCAGUAACCCACAUUACGACCUAGACAUUAGGACCUCAGCAAUAAUUGUAUUUUCUUGUUAUUUCUCUUCUUUUCUUUUUCUCUUUCUCUCCGCUGGCUCCUCUCUCUCUCUCUCUCUCUCUCUCUCUCUCCGCUGGCUCCUCUCUCUCUCUCGUCUCUCUCUCUCUCUCCCUCCCCGCUGGCUCCUCUCUCUCCCUCUCUCUCUCUCUCUCUCUCUCUCGCUGGCUCCUCUCUCUCUCCGCUGGCUCCUCUCUCUCCUCUCUCUCUCCUCUCUCUCUCCUCCUCUCUCUCUCCGCUGGCUCCUCUCUCUCUCCUCUCUCUCUCCGCUGGCUCUUCUCUCCUCUCUCUCUCCCCCCGCUGGCUCCUCUCUCUCUCUCUCCCCGCUGGCUCCUCUCAAUUCAAUUCAAUUGACUUUAUUGACAUGGCAAGUAAAAUUACUUACAUUGUCAAAGUAUACAUAAAACAAAAAUGGUGGGACCAACAGCAAUAAUAAUAGUAGUAGUGGAAAUGGGAUUACCAUUAACAGCAACUACAACAACAAUAUUAAUGAGAAUAACAAUACAUUAAAGCAAUAGUAGUCGACCAAUCUCAACAUGACUGAGAAGACACAUUACAUGCUAUGAAAGCCAAAACAAAACAGGAAAUAUUAUUGACAUUACACUUUUCACUGGCUGUCCCUCAGGUUGUGGCAGGAGGACACAUAUUUGGCUGCCAAAAUUGCACAUUUGGGUUUUUAACCCAAUAAAUAUUAGAUUUUUUCUUCCUCCUUUAUAGUUUCAAAUUCUUUGUACUGAAUGAUAAUUUUGGGAAAGAAAGAUUCUCUUAGGUCUGAGUAUUUGUCACAGUGUAAUAGGAAAUGCAGCUCUGUCUCUACCUCUCCCCGGGGGCAGAGUGAGCACAGCCUGUCCUCUCUGGGCAGCCAGGUUUGCCUGUGACGACCGGUCUCUAUAGCCAGACUGUGCACACUGAGUCUGUACCUAGUCAGUGUUUUUCUCAGUUUUCUAUCAGUCACAGUGGUCAGAUAGUCUGCCACCAUGUACUGUCUGUUUAGAGCCAAAUAGCAUUGAAGUUUACUUAGAUUUUUUGUGGUGUCUUUCCAAUAGGUGAUAUAUUUUUCUUUUUGCUUUGUGAUGAUUUGGUUGGGCCAGAUUUUCUGAGUGCUGUCCUGAGGCUCUAUGAGGUUGGUUGUGGUUAGUGAACUGAGCCUCAGAACCAGCUGGCUGAGGGGACUCUUCUCUUGUUUCAGCUCUUGACAUAGUAGAGCUGUGUGAUGGAAUGUUUUGGGGUCACUUGUUUUUAGAUGGUUGUAAAAUUUGAUGGCUCUUUUCUCUAUUCGAAUAAGGAGGGGGUAUUGGCCCAAUUCUGCUCUACAUGCGUUAUUUUGAGUUUUUCUUUGCACGUGCAAUACAGUCUUGCAAAACUCUGCAUGCAGUAUUUCGAUUGGAUGUUUGUCCCAUUUGGUAAAUUCAGUAUUAGAGAGCGGACCCCAUACUUCGCUGCCAUAUAGAGCAAUUGGUUCUAUAACUGAUUGGAAAAUUUUGAGCCAGAUUCUAAUUGGAAUUUCGAUUUUAAUAUUCCUUUUAAUGGCAUAGAAUGCUCUUCUUGCUUUGUCUCUCAGCUCAUUCACAGCCAUGUGAAAGCUACCUGUGUUGCUGAUAUUUAGUCCUAGAUAUGUGUAAUUUUUGGUGUGUUCUAAUAGAACUGUGUCCACAUAAAAUUUAUAUUUGUCAUCCUGAUUUCCGGACCUUUUUUGGAAUAUCAUUAUAUUUGUUUUUUUUUAGAUUAACGGUCAGGGCCCAGGUCUGACAGAAUCUGUGCAGAUGAUCUAGAUGCUGCUGUAACCCCUCCUUAGUCCUCUCUCUCUCCCCCCGCUGGCUCCUCUCUCUCUCUCCACUGGCUCCUCUCUCUCGCUCUCCCUCCGCUGGCUUCUCUCUCUCUCUCUCCUCUAGAUAUGUUCUUCUAUCAAUCUAUCAAACAUACACUCAGAGUUCCUCAUUUCAAAUCAUUAUGUCUAUUACGUUUUGUACAAUUGCAAAUAGUUAAUCUAUAUAAAAAAAUGGCUCCUCUCUCUCCCCCCGCUUGGCUUUCUCUCUCUCCGUGGCUCCUCUCUCUCGCUCUCCAUCGCUGGCUUCUCUCUCUCUCUCUCUCCCCCGCUGGCUCCUCUCUCUCUGCUGGCUCCUCCUCUCUCUCGCUCUGGGGCUCAUCUCUCUCGCAAGCUGGGAUUUCUAUAUCUCUAUCAUUCUUCCCUCCAUAUACGCUGCUCUUAUCCUCUCUUAUCUCGCUCUCUCUAGUACUCUAUCUAUAUCUCUCUCUCUCUUCUCUCUCUCUCUCUCUCUCUCUCUCUAUCUCUCCUCUCUCCCCUCCCCCCCCCCCCCCCCCCGCUGGCUGCUCUCGCUCUCUCUCCCACCGCUGGCUCCUCUCUCUCUCCGCUCUCGCUGUAAUUCAAGGGCUUUAUUGGCAUGUUAAAAUAUACAGUACAUUCAGAAAGUAUUCAGGCCGCUUCCCUUUUUCAACAUUUUGUUACUUUACAGCCUUAUUAUAAAAUUGAUUAAAUUAAUUUUUCCUCAUCAAUCUACACACAAUACCCCAUAAUGACAAAGCAAAAACAGGUUUUUUGAAAUUGUAUAAAAAAUAAAAAACUGAAAUAACUUAAUUACAUAAAUAUUCAGACCCUUUGCUAUGAGACUCGAAAUUGAGCUCAGGUGCAUCCUGUUUCCGUUGAUAAUCCUUGAUGUUUCUACAACUUGAUUGGAGUCCACCUGUGGUAAAUUAAAUUAAUUGGACAUGAUUUGGAAAGGCACACACCUGUCUAUAUAAGGUCCCACAGUUGUCCUACAGGGUCCCCUGUAGCUCAGUUGGUAGAGCAUGGCGCUUGCAACGCCAGGGUUGUGGGUUCGUUUCCCACGGGGGGCCAGUAUAAAAAUGUAUGCACUCACUAACUGUAAGUCGCUCUGGAUAAGAGCAUCUGCUAAACGACUAAAAUGUAAAUGUAAAUAUUUAGAGUGCAUGUCAGAGCAAAAAACAAGCCGUGAUGUUGAAGGAAUUGUCCGUAGAGCUCCGAGACUGGAUUGCGUCGUGGCACAGAUCUGGGAAAGGGUACCAAAACGAUUCUGCAGCAUUGAAGGUCCCCAAGAACACAGUGGCUUCCAUCAUUCUUAAAUGUAAGAAGUUUGGAACCACCAAGACUUUUCCUAGAGCUGGCCGCCCGGCCAAACUGAGCAAUCAGGGGAGAAGGGCCUUGAUCAUGGAGGUGUCCAAGAACCCAAUGGUCACUCUGAUAGAGCUCCAGAGCUCUUCUGUGGAGAUGGAAGAACCUUCCAGAAGGACAACCAUCUCUGCAGCACUCCACCAAUCAGGUCGUUAUGGUAGAGUGGCCAGAAGGAUGCCACUCCUCAACAAAAGCCACAUGACAGCCCACUUGGAGUUUGCCAAAAGUCACUUAAAGGACGUCUGGAGGAAACCUGACAUCAUCCCUACGGUGAAGCAUGGUGGUGGCAGCAUCAUUCUGUGGGGAUUUCUUCAGCGGCAGGGACUGGGAGACUAGUCAGCAUUUAGGGAAAGAUGAACGGAGCGAAGUACAGAGAUCCUUGAUGAAAUCCUGCUCCAGAGCGCUUAGGACCUCAGGCUGGGGGCGAAUGUUUACCUUCCAACAGAACAACGACCCUAAGCACACAGCCAAGACAACGCUGGAGUGGCUUCGGACAAAUCUCUGAAUGUCCUUGAGUGGCCCAGACAGAGCCCGGACUUGAACCGGAUCUGUGCAGCAACGAUCCCCAUCCAACCUGACAGAUCUUGAAAAGAUCUGCAGAGAAGAAUGGGUGAAACUCUCCAAAUACAGGAGUGCCAAGCUUGUAGCGUCAUACCCAAGAAGACUUGAGGCUGUAAUCACUGCCAAAGGUGCUUCAACAAAGUACUGAGUAAAGGGUCUGAAAGUUUGUUAUAUUUCAGUUUUUUAUUUUGUCUACAAACCAGUUUUUGCUUUGUCAUUAUGGGGUAUUGUGUGUAGAUUGAUGAGGGGAAAAAACUAUUUAAUCCAUUUUAGAAUACGGCUGUAACGUAACAACAUUUUGAAAAAGUAAAGGGGUCUGAAUACUUUCUGAAUGCACUGUUUGUUUACAUUGCUAAAGCAAGUGAAAUAAACAACAAACAAAACAAUCUAUUUCUCUCUCUCCCUCCCUGUGCUAGAUCUCCUCCAUGGGCAUCACCCCUUUCUUUGUGGAGAGUGUCAGUGAGCUGCAGCUAUGUGCCAUCAAGCUGGUGACAGCGGUAAGUGCUUGUUCCCUUCCAAGGCUGCAGAGUGAGACCGUUAUUUAAUUUGUUUUAUUGGUCACAUCGGUGCGAGCUGUAAAUUCUAGCAGGUCAUCUCACUCAAAACAUCAUUUUGUGGGUGGCUAAAAGCAUGAUUUGUUCAAACAAAGUGUUAGAUCAGGGAUUCCCAAACUCUGUCCUCGGGACUCCAAGGGGUGCACGUUUCGGUUUUUUUGCCCUAGCACUACACAGCUGAUUCAAAUAAUCAACUAAUCAUCAAGCUUUGAUCAUUUGAAUCAGCUUUGUAAUGUUAGUGCAAAAAACCCAAAACGUGCACCACUUGGGGUCCAGUGGACCGAGUUUGAGAAACACUGUGUUAGAUUGACCUUAACCUUGUCUUCUGUCCGUGGCUAGGUCUUCUCCCGCUAUGAGAAGCACAGACAGCUGAUUCUGGAAGAGAUCUUCACCUCUCUGGCCAGACUGCCCACCAGCAAACGCAGUCUCCGCAACUUCAGGUAAAUAGAACCAUAACCAAGCCCAUAUAACAUAGGAAGGAGAGGCACAACAAAAUGUAAUAAAAACAUUCCCCACUGUGUCAAAACCGUUCCAGUUAAAGGGAAUGUGUCUUGAAAGACUUGGGGUGUAUUCACUAGGAACCAAAUGGAAGCAAACAGGGUGGGACAUACCUGAACUUGUCCAAUAAACGCUAAAAUGCUUCUGUUGCCAACUGUUUCCGUUGCAAAGUGUUUUGCUAUGGUGUGCGCUAAUGAAUGCACCCCUGGUUUAAUAAAGGUAUAAAAUCAACUAAUAACUCUGACAAAUGCUAUUGGUUGUUUGGGAAGGCUGAACAGCAGCGACAGGGACGGCGAGCCCAUGUACAUCCAGAUGGUUACAGCCCUGGUGCUGCAGCUCAUUCAGUGCGUGGUGCACCUCCCCAACGACCGCGACGCCAUGGAGGACGAGUACGACAGCAAGGUAUGCAAAGAAAUGGUGCACAGACCGUUGUAAACUUGGAAUAUAACGAGCUCAGAUAGUGAUCUUGAGGUCGGAGAAGUUGGAGCUCUAGAGUGGGAGCUCUAGGAUGAUGCCCGAGUGUCCGACUUGGGUUUGAACGGUUGGAUGACCGUUCAAACCGAUUUUCGGAGUCGGAGCUUGUUUAUUUUUGAGUUCCCAGUUGUCUUGAAUGCACCAAAACACACAGCCGCCAUCACAUAGAGUUAGAAAGAGGGCCCACUUCAAUGGCACCACCCAGGUCAAACCGGGCUUUGUGGGUAGUGUGCCCUCUAUCCAACUCAAGUGAAGAGCAUCCUUAUUUUAACAAUCCUCUGUGAAUGUUUGAUUUGUUCUAGGUAGAUCAGGACUUGCUGAUCACCAACAACUACGAGACGGCCAUGAGGACGGCCCAGAACUUCCUCUCGGUGUUCCUCAAGAAGUAAGAUUGUCUUUCAUCUCCAGACAGUUUGCCCUCUCUUUGUUUAUAUUUGUUGUAUCUCCUCAUAACCCCAUCAGCUGUGGUUAGUGUAACGUCCACCUAACAGCCUCUCUCCCCCAUCAGCUGUGGUUAGUGUAACGUCCACCUAACAGCCUCUCUCCCCCAUCAGCUGUGGUUAGUGUAACGUCCAUCUAACAGCCUCUCUCCCCCAUCAGCUGUGGUCAGUGUAACGUCCACCGAACAGCCUCUCUCCCCCAUCAGCUGUGGUUAGUGUAACGUCCACCUAACAGCCUCUCUCCCCCAUCAGCUGUGGUUAGUGUAACGUCCACCUAACAGCCUCUCUCCCCCAUCAGCUGUGGUUAGUGUAACGUCCACCUAACAGCCUCUCUCCCCCAUCAGCUGUGGUUAGUGUAACGUCCACCUAACAGCCUCUCUCCCCCAUCAGCUGUGGUUAGUGUAACGUCCACCUAACAGCCUCUCUCCCCCAUCAGCUGUGGUUAGUGUAACGUCCCCCUAACAGCCUCUCUCCCCCAUCAGCUGUGGUUAGUGUAACGUCCCCCUAACAGCCUCUCUCCCCCAUCAGCUGUGGUUAGUGUAACGUCCACCUAACAGCCUCUCUCCCCCAUCAGCUGUGGUUAGUGUAACGUCCAUCUAACAGCCUCUCUCCCCCAUCAGCUGUGGUUAGUGUAACGUCCAUCUAACAGCCUCUCUCCCCCAUCAGCUGUGGUUAGUGUAACGUCCACCUAACAGCCUCUCUCCCCCAUCAGCUGUGGUUAGUGUAACGUCCACCUAACAGCCUCUCUCCCCCAUCAGCUGUGGUUAGUGUAACGUCCACCUAACAGCCUCUCUCCCCCAUCAGCUGUGGUUAGUGUAACGUCCACCUAACAGCCUCUCUCCCCCAUCAGCUGUGGUUAGUUGUAACGUCCACCUAACAGCCUCUCUCCCCCAUCAGCUGUGGUUAGUGUAACGUCCCCCUAACAGCCUCUCUCCCCCAUCAGCUGUGGUUAGUGUAACGUCCACCUAACAGCCUCUCUCCCCCAUCAGCUGUGGUUAGUGUAACGUCCACCUAACAGCCUCUCUCCCCCAUCAGCUGUGGUUAGUGUAACGUCCACCUAACAGCCUCUCUCCCCCAUCUUUCUCUUUCUGUUUUUUUGUCGUGCCCAGGUGUGGCAGUAAGCAGGGGAGCGAGGAGGACUACAGGCCUCUGUUUGAGAACUUUGUCCAGGACCUGCUCUCCACGGUCAACAAGCCUGAGUGGCCAGCUGCCGAGCUACUGUUGAGCCUGCUAGGCAGACUGCUGGUGAGUCCUGGCUGCCUGUCUGCCUUGUCUGGCUGCCCCUCUGCCUUGUCUGGCUGCCCCUCUGCCUUGUCUGGCUGGCCCUCUGCCUUGUCUGGCUGGCCCUCUGCCUUGUCUGGCUGCCCCUCUGCCUUGUCUGGCUGCCCCUCUGCCUUGUCUGGCUGGCCCUCUGCCUUGUCUGGCUGGCCCUCUGCCUUGUCUGGCUGUCAUAGGUCAUUCCAUAUUUAUGCAUUGCUCGAUUCGUUAGGCAGAAUCAUAUUUGUUGGUCUUGGAGUAUUCAUUCUGCUUUCCCUGUCAAAAGAUGGUGUUUCCCUCGCAGUAACCCAAAACACAGUAAUACUACUAAACUAGUCCAACUGUUUACUCCUCUUCUUGGUGCAUCUACCUCAUCAGAGUGGAGGCCCUAACCCCCCUCCUAUCUCCCUCUCUCCAUCCCUCCCUCUCCUCACCCCCUUCUCUCUCUGCCUCCCUCUCUCUCUCUAACCAUCCCCCCUCUCUCUCUCUCUCUCAGGUGCACCAGUUCAGUAACAAGCAGACGGAGAUGGCCCUGAGGGUUGCCUCCCUGGACUACCUGGGCACGGUCGCCGCUCGCCUGCGCAAAGACGCCGUCACCAGCCAGAUGGACCAGCGAUCCAUUGACCGCAUCCUGAAAGAGGUGGGGAACAAAAUGACUUCUAUUUCUCAGAAAGAUCAGAGGUGGGCACGAGUCAGAGGCGGAACAGGCAAUGGAAAGCCCUGGAACAUUUAUAUUUAUCUGUAAUGUAUCUUUCUCAUUUAAAUGUUUCCUUUUCCCACACAGACCCAAGGCGACGACGAGACCCAGCAACUGCAGAAAGCCCUUCUGGACUACAUGGAGGAGAACACAGAGACAGACCCUUCACUGUUGGUCAGUUUGUGUUCCACCACGCUCUUCUUUUCUAGUCAUUUAUUUUAUUGGAUGAACUUUGAGAUUCUUUUUGGAUUGAAAGGUGCUUAACAAAUGUAAUGUAGUAUUAUUGAGUGAAUUCCUUCUAACUGUGUACUUUGCCUUUGCCAGUUUGCCAGGAAGUUCUACAUUGCCCAGUGGUUCCGCGACACCACCAUAGAGACGGAGAAGGCCAUGAAGAGCCAGAAACGGGACCGGGAAGAGGACUCGUCGGACGGUCCUGGCCACCACGCCAAGGACAUCGAGACCAUUGGGGAGGUCAUGCAGCGGGCUGAGGCGCGCAAGAAGUUCCUCCGCAAGAUCAUCAAGACGGCCCCCUCCCAGUUCACCACCCUAAGGUACUGCACGUCUCUCUGUCUGUCUGUCUGUCUGUCUGUCUGUCUGUUCAGACUAGGCUUGGACAGUAUACUGUAUACACCAUUACUAUAGACCGGGGUAAUUGGAGAGUUUAAAAAAAAGUUAAUACCUGCAGUCAACUUGUGAAAUACAUUAGGAGAUAAAGCAGAUUGCGUUCUUCAUUUCUCCUGUCACAUUAUUUAACGUUUAGAGUAUGUGAGCGGUGGAAAUCCCGCUCAUGGAGCACCGCUCCGGCGCGCCACGUCCUUUCCAACCGCUCCACUAAAAACAAGAAAAAAAUACCAAAUUCGCUCCAUUCAUUAAAAUCACAAUUUAACCAAAACCCAUCUAUUUUUGUGACUACUUGGACCUAUCAUUUGGUUUUGAAGUAUUGAAACCAAACCAUAUGGAUUUGAACGAAAAGUAUUUGAAUAAACAUGAAAAGGUGAACGUAAGAAGCGCUCAUUUCAAACAGGCUACAUGUCGUAUUAAACAACAUAUAAACACUUAGUAGGUCAGGGAGACAGACAAUAGGCUGGUAGGGACGUUAAGCACUCAGCAUUUAAACAACAUUUUGUUGUAUUCAAUCACUAUAGUCUAUAAAUUGCGCAUAUAGGCUGUGACUUACUUAGAAUUAAAUACAAAUUAAAUGAAACAUGACUUAGUGCCUUUGAAUUCAUUUUUAGAAACACGCGUUUGGCCAGUCUUUGGCUUCAGGUUCAUGUGAUGAUGCUUGGAGAGAAGGCCAGCAGUGGAUAAUAUCCUCUCCACCCCUGCAGAGCCACUGGGGAUCCUAAACACCCUUUGGGCCUCUCUUGCCAGUCUGGGCAUGGAUGCAGAGUUGUUGUUUUUAUUUUUCUAUAGGUAGGCCUGAAGGUUUUUAGGCAAAAUAGUCCAAUCAAAACGUAAAGCUCCUUGAACGUGGGAAUAAGCCAGGCCUAUUGGGCCAAAAUCAAUUAUGGCCUAUUGUAAGAUAAUGGCCUAAAAAUGAACAAAACUUUUUAGUUUAUAAAUACUUUGCUACAAUGACAAUGCAUGCUGGGCCGGGCAUGCCUUGAGCUCGUGAAGUGAGCGCUGCUGGAGUUGAGCCAGUCACGUGUUUGUUUGUAAAUACAACCGGAGAAAGAGGGAGUAGGUGAGACCAGCUGUGUGUAUGGUUUUAACUGGCUAGUUAUCUCAGUAAGUGUCUGAAUUAAUAAGAAGACGGGGCAUCAUAUAGUGUCAGCUUUCUGCCGUGUUUGAGAAGUCAAAGCCCGUUGGAUGAGUUAUCUGUACAGCUGCCACUGCCAUCUUGAUUUCCUUUAGUUUUUUCUCCUCUCCGUUCUUGGCCCGUCUGCUCCGAGCAGAGCAGGCAGGCCCGUUGCCCUAGCGACUCCAGACUACACACAGACGCAGCAUGGAGACAUUCUGCUCCAGAGCCAGUGCUGUUCUUCCGUCAGAAAAGCACGCUUCAAAACUUUAUUCAUUUGCACAAUGUCUCUCGUUCACAAACUUGUAAAUGUCCAAACUUGGGAUGAGAGGAGGAUGGUAUGACGAUAUGAAAAUCUGUAUACCGCCCAACCCUAGUUCAGACCACCCUGUGAAAUGGUGUUAAUCUAUCUAAUUAUAUAUCUAUUAUAUUUCUACAAUAUCUAUUUGAUUUAUGGAUAUAAUUCUAUUUUGAUGUGACCAACGCUCCUCUCUGGACCAUCUUCAUAACGCAGCUCUUGCACAGCCCUGAUGUGAAGGAAUGGCCCCAGUGGUUGAUGUAAAUACUAAAGCUGUUUUCCCCAACCUCUUCUGUGUUGUCAGAAUGAACUCGGACACGGUGGACUACGACGACUCCUGCCUCAUCGUCCGCUACUUGGCCUCCAUGAGGCCGUUCGCCCAGAGCUUUGAUAUUUACUUAACCCAGGCAAGGAACCCAGAAGCAUGUUGCCUUAUUCAUCUGUUGUAUUGCUUUCUGUUUAUCUACUUUAUUUUGUGGUUUUACUGUAAAGUGUUGUAAUUUUACUGUAAAGUGUUGUGAUUUUAAAUGCACUUAAAAUAAUGUUUGAUUUGACGCUGUUGAAGGAACUCCAGGCCCGUAUUCAGAAAGCCUCUCAGAGUUGGAGUGUUGAUCUAGUUUCGAUCAGUUUUGCCUUUUAGAUCAUAGAAUACAAUUGUAUGGAUAGGGGGGGAUCUGAUCCUAGAUCAGCAGUCCUUCUCUAAGAUGCUCUGUCCUGCCAGGCAGUGAGUAACAAUGAGCAACACCGUGGCUUUUCUCUCUCUCUGUUCUCUGUCUCGCGCGCUAUCUCUUCUGUUAUCUCUGUCUCUCUUAUUCUGUCAUCUCGUCUUACUCCUCUCGUCUAUCUCUCUAUCUUCUCUCUUCUCUCUCUUCUAUCUCUCUCGUUCUCUUGCUCUCUCUCUUCUGUCUCUCUAUCAUCUGUCUCUUCGUCUCUCUUGUUCUUGUCUCUCUGUCCUCUCUCUCUCUCUCUCUCUCUGUCUCUCCUCUCCUGUCUCUCUAUCUCUAUCUCUCUGUCUCUCUCUUCUGUCUCUCUCUGUCUCUCUCUCUCUCUCUCUCUCUCUCUGUCUCUCUGCUACUCUCUCUGUCUCUCUCUCUCUCUGCUCUCCUCUCUCUCUGUCUCUCGUCUCUGUCUCGCGCUCUCUCGCUCUCGCUCUCUCUUUCUUCUCUCUUUUUCUCUCUCUCUAGAUCCUGCGAGUCCUGGGGGAGAGUGCAAUCGCUGUCCGGACAAAAGCCAUGAAAUGUCUGUCAGAGGUGGUUUCUGUGGACCCCAGCAUUCUUUCCAGGGUAGGAGUGUGUUAUGUGUGGCCAGCCUUGUCCUGUGGCAGUGUGUAAACAACAAAACGCAACGUGAUACGUUUUUGAUUUUUAAAAACUUGACAGCUGACAUGCACACUUUUUCGUCCAUUACCAGUGGACGGAUGAACAAAAUACCAAAAAAAAUGUGUACUGUUCCUUUAACCCUAUCGUCCCCUGGCUGUGUGUGCAGUUGGACAUGCAGCGCGGGGUGCAUGGGCGUCUGAUGGACAACUCCACCAGCGUUCGCGAGGCGGCUGUGGAGCUUCUGGGCCGCUUCGUGCUGAGCCGACCCCAGCUCACCGAGCAGUACUACGACAUGCUUAUCGAGAGGAUACUGGUGAGUAUCCCAACUAACACACACACCGUAACACAACGUCCCAAGUGUCCGAAAAAGCAAUCUCAGCUGAAGAGUGUUGUUGCACUGGUGGCCAUCAAUCCAUCGGGGAGUUCAUUGAUAGUUCACCUCAUGUUCAUGCACGUUUGUUGUUGUCUUCCACUGCCACCUAUUGGCUAAAUAAAAGCAUUGCACCCACCGCUGGCGCUCAGUUAAAAUGUACAGCCUUUACUUUUGAAAGUGUAGCCCAUAUACUUGAGAUACGAGACGGUCAGUAAGUAUCUGCCUUUCCUCUUCCUCAGGACACGGGCAUCAGCGUGAGGAAGAGGGUGAUUAAGAUCCUGAGAGACAUCUGUCUGGAGCAGCCCACUUUCAACAAGAUCACAGAGAUGUGCGUGAGGAUGAUCCGCCGGGUCAAUGAUGAGGAGGGCAUUAAGGUACUCUUCUUAACGUUAGGGCACAGAGUUGAUCUUGACCAGGAAAAACUACAGACCCUGUUGUGUCUAGGCUUAAAGGUGUAGAAAUAUUUCAAAAAUGUCAAACAUUUCCAAAUGUUUGUCUGAUUUCAGUUUGUGACACAACAUGCGAUGUAUUUAUGUAGAGAAUCAUUAUACCAUCUAAAACGCUGUGAAAUAUUUUUUCCCGCAGGAUAUUGUCUUUUUUUUUUUCAAUAACCAAAAAUAUUGUAUUUUCAAGCUGUUUGAAGCAAAGUAAAAAGAAGCAGUAACGGCUUUCGGAGGGGAAACAUUGAAAUAUUGCACAUAUAAUGAAUCUACCGCUUAUCAGACUUGCAUUCAAUGAGAAUGACAGUUCUAUAACUAACAUUUCUAUUCGAAAUCAGUCGUACACAAAACUAUAUAAAGGACGUUUAACUGAGGUAUUGUCCGCUAGUUGAGUAGUUGUGUAUGCUGAGAAGAAGCUGACUGCACAGUAGAGCAGAUGAGUUUAUUAGUCACAUGCACAGCAUAAGAAUUUCACUGUACCCUGCGAUUACAUCUGCGAAGAUGUGAAAUUCUUAUGCUCCAAGCUCCAACAGUGCAGGUAAAACUAAAAGUGAACGAGACAAUAAUAACAAUAAUAAUAAACCCACUUACCUCCUGUAAGGACUUGAAGCGUCAGUGGCUCCGUGUGUGAUGUAUUGACUCAACUGUGAUACUUGUCCCAUUGACAGAAACUAGUCAACGAAACAUUCCAGAAGCUGUGGUUCACCCCGACCCCGGCCCACGACAAAGACACUAUGACCAGGAAGAUUCUCAACAUUACUGACGUGGUGAGUGCACGUCAACUCUGUUGUCAUCAACCUAAACUCAAAAAAAAAAAAAUUUAAGCACGCAGGAAGUUUAUAUAUUAAUGUAUUAUUUACAUUUUAGUCAUUUAGCAGAUGUUCUGAUUUAUUAUCCUACACCGACUGCAUCUUGGAUUGUGCAAUCAUUACCUCAUUACCGUGCUCAAUGUGUUUUGCAGGUCGCGGCUUGCAAAGACACGGGCUACGAUUGGUUCGAGCAACUCCUUCAAAACGUAAGUCUUUUUUUUUUUUUUCUUGUCGGAACGCCACCUUGUGUUGUAUUCACCGAAAGGCGUCUCUCUCUCUGAGUGCUGUUGGGGCUACUAAUCUCCUGCCUCCAUGUCCUUCUGUUCCCUUCUCCUCUUCGUCAGCUGUUGAAGGUGGAGGAAGACGCUGCCUACAAACCGGCCAAGAAGGCUUGUGUGCAGCUCGUGGACAAUCUGGUGGAGCACAUCCUCAAAUACGAGGAGUCUCUUGCAGGUAACUAGCCUCGGUCUUGUUUCGAAUAGUUUUCCCCAGCCAAUUCCGGAGGAGGCUUUAAAAGGAUAGUUCACUCAAACUAUCUAAUCACUCGUAAACUAAUCUGCAAAACAUCAUCACAGUUUUUGCUUUGUGCUGAAAGUGCUCUCUAUCUUGAGAACUUGACUGCUGACAUGCACACUUUUUGGGGGGGAUUUAUGAACCAAAUACUAAAAAUAUAUAGUUUUUGAGUGAACUAUCCCUUUAAACCAGGCCUCUCAAACUGGCAAUUGUUUAUGUAACGUGAUUCUUGUCCCCUUUCAGAAAAUAAAGGGGUGAACUCCACCCGCCUGGUGUCCUGCAUCACCACCCUGUUCCUGUUCAGCAAGAUCCGGGCGCAGCUCAUCGUCAAACACGCCACGACCAUGCAACCCUAUCUGACCACCAAGUGCAAUGUGAGAUUAUCCCAAAGAGCCCUCACGUGUCCCACACCAAAAAAUAAUCACGAUGCACAACCUGCCAAAUCAGAAUCACCUUUAUUUGCCAAGUACAUUUGCAUGUACCAAGAAUUUGACCUGGUAAAAUGGUGCUGACCAUAACAUACAGAAUAUAUACAAAAUAAUUAAGAAAUAAUGUACAUAUAGUAUAUACAAUAGAACAAUUCCACAUAAUGAGAAAUAAUAUAAUGGUACUGGUUGAAAUGAAUGUUUUUGUUUGGAUGGCACUGUGGUGUCAUUGUAAAGUGUGCAUUUCAGACUACAGUGUAAAAAGUCACCUCUAGUGUUGUGAUUGUAUUGAGUAUCAAUAGCCAGGUUUCCAUCCAAUUGGCCACAGAUUUUCAUAUGAAUAUCCUCAAAUCUGCAUAAAAACAAUAUGCCCAUUUUCCCACCAGAGAUGUGUUUCCAUCAAAUUGACGUGUUCCAGAUAAAAGUCUGAGCGUGAUGACGUAGUGCACGUAAAAAUACAUUUUGCGGUUAAAUUCCCAUGUACAGAAUACAAAAUACAAGUUCAAUGGGUUUCCAUCGCAUUUUCAACUCUGCUGAUGGUUUUGUCACUAAACAUGUUGCGUUUAUAUAGCGAAUGCGCCCACUCUGGUCUUGGCACGUGCGAUCUAGCCAACAGCUCAUAGACACAGUGUGGGUAUAGCCUACAUGAUGAGAUUAUUAAAAACGAGAUUAUUUUAAUUUCUUUAAACAGCAGCCAACCAUCGAUCAUCAUGUCACCAGAAUAAGACCCUCAAUAUUUAUUGGAAAGGAGCAUCAAGCUCAUCACCUUGCCCUUUCACCACCCUGUGACGUUAAUCAUAACUUAUUUAAUCUGUAGCCUAAUAAACUGCAUGCUUUCCUGAGUCGUAGUGGGAGGACCACACAACAUAUUGUCGCGUGACUCCAAAGUUUACUUUGAUAUGAUGGUUAUUAUAUCAAUAUUUGUGCAUAAAGGCGUUUCCACCGACAUUUCUCGCAUAGUUAAUUUUACAGACACAAAAAGAUCCCACCUUGUCUAGCAUAUUUUGUUUUGUAGACAUUUGGAAAGUUUACCGACAAAUGAGCUGUUUCCAUCAGGCCUGUCGUGACAUUUUUUAUUUUUUUAAUCCGACAUACUUUACUGGCAUAGAAAGGUUGGAUUGAAACCUGAGUAUUAAUGCUGUAAUGUGCUGUGAUGUGAUGCAGAACCCCAGCGACUUCAUGGUGAUCUGUAACGUGGCCAAGAUCCUGGAGCUGGUGAUCCCUCUGAUGGAGCACCCCUCUGAGACCUUCCUCACCACCAUCGAGGAAGACCUCAUGAAGCUAAUCAUCAAAUACGGCAUGACGGUGCGUAGAGUCCUGGUGUUCUGGAUCUAGGGUUGCUAAAGUUCCCGUAACUUUCCCAAAAUUCCUAGGUUUUCCAGAAAUCGUGGUUUGGACGAUUCUUGAUUGCUUGCUUAAUCCCAACUGGGAUUUCUGGGAAUAUUAGGGAAACUAUUGGAAUUUUGUAACUGGAUCCCUGCCCUGCACAUUGAAAUGAGCUCAGGCUUUUACUAGGCUAAAUGGCAGUGUUGUUGUUGCCAAACAGCUGAAUAGAUUUUCCCCCCCCCUCCUUCCGGCCUCUGCCAGGUUGUCCAACACUGUGUCAGCUGCCUCGGUGCCGUGGUCAACAAGGUGACCCACAACUAUAAGUUUGUGUGGUCUUGCUUUAACAGAUACUACGGUGAGUGUACACACACACACACACACACACACACACACACACACACACACACCAUCUCCUGAGCUUACUCUUGGUGUGUUCAAGCUCUUUCUGUGUUGUGGCUUCACACACAACAUGCUGGUGUUUUUUUGAAUUUCAUUUGAUUUGACAAUUCAAAAAACCCAAUUCAGCCACGCGUUGUGGAUGCAAUGCAUUUGAAAUCAGCUAGAGUAUCUAGUAGAACACGUCCGUGUUGUGUUUUGUGAAGGUGCUCUGACCAAGCUGAAGACACAGCACCAGGAAGAUCCCAACAGUACAGCUCUGGCUGCCAACAAGCCGGCCCUCCUGCGCUCCCUCUUCACCGUGGGAGCCCUGUGUCGCCACUUUGAGUUUGACAUGGAGGAGUUCAAGGGCAUCACCAAGGUAAAGGACUCCUUUUUAAUUCAGACCACACUCUGGAACUCCAGUCAUAUGGGUGACGGUGGACAUCCCAGCAAAAAGGAUAUAUGUAAAAUGUCUGGGAAUAAGAACUGUACCUUUUUUACGCUCCUAACCUGGGUCGACUACAUCAAUCAUUUAUCUCUUCUUUUCCUCGUGCUGUUCUGUCCAGGUGGUGAUCAAAGAGAAAGUGCUGGAGCUGCUGCUGUACUUUACUAAACAUGAGGACGAGGAGGUGCAGUCCAAGGCCAUCAUCGGCUUAGGUAAAAUAUCACUUCCACUGCCCUGCCCCGUGGCCUGCUGUGUUGACCUUCUGAUUCCUCCUCACCGCUUCUAA